Molecule: messenger RNA, 1255 nt
Organism: Myxozyma melibiosi
Lineage: Eukaryota; Fungi; Ascomycota; Lipomycetes; Lipomycetales; Lipomycetaceae
Exons: 3
Coding region: 120-824 (234 amino acids)
Source: RefSeq, a predicted model, not a curated record
GGAGAUCAACUCCCAACGCCGUCUUAAUUCCUGUCCAUUUACCAUCACCUCUAUCAUCCGCCUGUGUUGAUUCUGAAAGCGACACUUUUCUAUUUACAGUCAAAAAAUACAGAAGAAUAAUGCCGAUCGCACCCGGCGCAGCAGCUUUCGGCCUCGGCCUCGGGGUCACCACCGGCGUCCUCCUCGGAAUCGUCAUCUACCACGAGCGGGAGAAUAUCGUCAACAAGCUGAACUGGGCGCUAAACGAGGUCAAGAUGCGAGCCGAAGUCUCGCUCGAGCAGCGCAGGAUCAAUCGCAUGCUGGCCGCAUCAUCUGACGAUCAGGAACUGGCGGAUUUCUACGACCAGGCAGAGGACGUGAUGAGGCCGAGCGCGAUGUACUCUGAUAUCGACGAGUACGCCGCGCUUGCUGGUAGGCCUGCAUUUCGAGACACUGGUGCUGAGGCCGAGCCUGUCACGUCGGCGAGAGAUGCGUUGCACGCUGGGUUCAGACGUCGCCGUGCCAAUGCGGGAUCUGAUUCCGGGAGUGAGCACGUAUUAGCUCAAGAAAAUGCCUUUCUCUCCAGCGAUGAUGGCGUCGAGACCACCGACACCGAAUCAUGGGCCACAGAAUCCACAGCCACCGACACGGAAUCAACCCCGACCGCGGUCGGCGACGGCAGUGCCGCGUCUGAAUUCGAGUUCAUCAGCGACGACGCUGCUAGCCACCGCUCCUAUGCCGACUACGACAGCGGUUCACUCGCCGGUGACGACUCGGACGAGAGUGAUUACGAGCACGCACGAAAUCGCUGGCUGAACGGGGAGUCUCGUCAAAUGACAAACUAGCCUGGGUGAUUUUACAUUUCUUUCCGUUUUGCUAUCGAUUUGCUUUUCAUCUUCCUUGUGUUUAGAGUUUACUACGUUUUGCAUAUCCAGAGGAACGAUCCAUCUAAAGGUCAACGGAAUGCUCACCCGCGGGACGGAAACCGGCGUUUAAAGAUAUGGGGUAGGCGCUCGGGUAUUAGUUAAUGGGACUUACUCUUAUAAAAUGGUUAUUGUACGCGAUCAAGUGUGUCUCAUUGUACGCGAUCAAGUUUGUCUUGGGCGACUUGGUGCUGCUUGGUGUGUGAACGGCUCGUACUGGAAUGAUAAAGACGACGCCUCUGUGGGUAUGCUAUGCUGGAGGCUUGAAGCAGGUGAUGAUUCACAACACAACGCUUCCUCAUCAUUAAAGUAGGACAACUCGUCGCUGCCUCAAAAUGCAAUCCAAAAUCAAU